Hyposmocoma kahamanoa is the source of this 3901-nucleotide messenger RNA. RefSeq names its product patj homolog (gene Patj). The transcript is spliced from 16 exons. The record is from RefSeq and is a predicted model, not a curated record. Gene Ontology annotation, molecular function: protein binding. Lineage: Eukaryota; Metazoa; Arthropoda; Insecta; Lepidoptera; Cosmopterigidae. Bases 102 to 2420 code for a protein of 772 amino acids.
CUACCUACGUCAAAUACAAAUAGUGGUUGUUUUGUCUUUCAAAGAUAGGAAAGUCAUCCAUUUUAUGUAAUUACCGGGAUAUAAACCAGUAUAUUGUCACAAUGCAUCUAGGGGUAAAUAUUUCCAAUGCCCUGCAGCAGUUGGAAAGUGUGAAAGCAGCAGUGGAUCAAAGCGAUGAUCCAAAAUUGAAGGCUGCUACCAAUGAUGACUUGAAUAUGCUAAUCAACUUGUUAGAAAGCCCCAUAUUGAGAAGUAUAGCCACCCUUCACGAUUCUGUGGGAAUGCUUGCUACACAAGUAGCCAAUCAUCCAUCUAUUUUGCCUGGAGAUUUCGACAUUACUCCUGCUGGUGAACUAGCACUACAGGGCAGGAGUCUCUAUGGAGGCCAAGAAGGCGAAGAGGAGCAGAGAGUGCCACAAGUGUCACCACCACAGAGCUUGGAUUUUGGUUCUGGUUCUGACAAUGAACGGAUUUUGGGGCUAGAUAGUGGAUCUGUUGACUCUAACAUGUCUCCUAAACAGUGUCGAGGAAUCCUGGAUUUGUCACGCAAUGACGAUCUUGCGUCGACGUCCCACAAUAUCGUGGCGGGCGACUGGGCACAGGUGGAGGUUAUCAAUCUUGUUAAUGAUGGAACAGGACUUGGCUUCGGAAUAAUUGGUGCUAGAACGAGUGGUGUAAUAGUAAAAACAAUAUUAGCAGGCGGAGUCGCCGACCGGGAUGGACGGCUCAAAUCCGGAGACCAUAUUUUGCAGAUUGGGGAUGCUCACUUAACAGAAAUGGGAUCAGAGCAAGUAGCAGGUGUGUUACGCGCGUCGGGAUCGCGAGUACGUUUAGUAGUCGCGCGUGCUGUUGACCCCGCCGCCGUGCACGCCUCACUCGCACCAGUCGUGCCCGCCAGGUUACUCUCAGACCCUGAAUCCCUAGACCGCUACCUCCUCGAAGCAGGCUUCGAACAAGUAUUCCACACGCAACCAACACCUAUCACCAACAACAAUACGGCCUCCAGAUUCGUCUUCGAUAGCUCUAUUACACCACCUCCUGAAACUGAUGCAGAGUCACCGGAAGUAGACAGAUUCACAGUUCAGUUAAAAAAAGAUGAAAAUGGACUUGGUAUUACAAUAGCUGGCUACGUGUGUGAAAAAGAAGAACUAUCAGGUAUAUUUGUGAAAUCGGUAACGCCGGGUAGUGCGGCUGCACUCAGCGGAAAAGUGCGGGUAAACGAUCGUAUCGUUGCCGUGGACGGAGUCUCGCUUGCUGGUAAAUCUAACCAGAGGGCUGUGGAUGCGUUGAAACAGAGCGGCAAUAUUGUCACUUUGGAGCUUGAAAGAUACUUGCGCGGUCCGAAGUUCGAACAACUGCAACAGGCCAUUGCGGCGGGCGAAAGUGCAGCCGUCGUCGCUGCGCCACACAACCCCUUCCUGCACAUGCACCGUAACGAGAACGCGCCCCACGAUCACGAUAUACAGAUGACGCACCUGCAUACCACCGAUUCGAGCGUGGAGGAUGGCGCGUCGGCGUCCCCGGCGGCGUCGCCGGCGCCACCGCCACCUGCGCGUGCGCAACCGCAUUUCGAAAUGCCGCGCACACCCGAGCAGAGAGACGCCAUUCGUAGGAAAUGGCAGGCUAUUUUGGGUGAUGAUGUGGAAAUAGUAGUAGGAGUAGUAAUGCGUGGCGGAGGUGGGCUUGGCAUCUCGUUAGAGGGGACGGUGGACGUGGAAGGUGGGAGGGAGGUACGUCCCCACCAUUACGUGCGCUCUGUACUGCCUGAGGGCCCCGUAGGACGAGCGGGGGUGCACCGCCCUGGAGACGAGUUGCUCGAGGUAAACGGACAUCGUCUGCUGGGCAUGAAUCACCUGGAAGUAGUGUCGAUCCUGAAGGAGUUGUCGAGUGAGGUGUGCAUGGUGUGUGCACGACCGAGGCCUGCGCCCGCACCGCCGCUCGACCUUGCCCCCCCUGCGCCUACCCUCGUCAAGGCAAAAUCUGACGGCAGUCUAGCCGGUGCAGGGGCAGAGGAAGGCGGGUCUUUGACCAAUGGCAAAGUGCGCUCGCGCAGCCUUGAGCCUCUUACUGGUCUCGCCAUGUGGUCUUCAGAGCCGCAAAUUAUUGAACUAGUAAAAGGCGAGCGCGGUCUCGGUUUCUCAAUCCUUGACUACCAAGACCCACUGCGGCCAUCGCACACGUUGGUCGUGAUUCGAUCGCUGGUGCCAGGUGGAGUGGCGCAACAAGAUGGAAGGCUUAUUCCUGGAGACCGACUGCUCUUUGUCAAUGACCAGAACUUAGAAAAUGCUAGCCUUGAGCAAGCUGUGGCAGCCCUUAAAGGUGCCCCGCGAGGCGUCGUUCGCAUCGGCGUAGCAAAGCCGCUGCCGCUGGCCGACGCGCCGCCGCCGCUGCCCGCCGUCGCGCCUCCUACAAUUGACUAGUUACUACGGAUUACGUGUUUUUUUUAAUAUCACCAUUUUACACAUGUCAGGUACGCAAACAUCAAACAGUAUUCCAUUUUUACAUUCCGUCUGUUAUUCCAAAUACUUAAGUCGACAGCUUGACACUUAGUACAUUAUACCUCCAAGAAUUUGGAAAAUAUUAGGUAUUGACUGACUUAAGCCCUUACCUAUUUUUGCCGCCAAACAGUAAUGUGAGCAUUACUGCGUUUCGGUUUUGAAAGGUAAGGGAGCUGGUGAAAUUACAGGCAUGUGGGACUUGUCAACUUAUAUCUCAGAGUGACUUGCGCAGUGGCAAUGCAACCUUAUUUAUGGUCAGGCGUGUCGCCUGCCACCAAGCGCACGACUUGUUCGACACGUCACUUCGUAUCAUAUAAAAAGUCAAUGUGUUUAAAUACUAACAGAAAGGUUACAGACAAAGAAAGGUACAGUUCGCGAAGCGAAAUGUAAGCUUCGUUUUUGUAGUCUCCAAAAAACCGAAAAGAAAUUUAAUGUGCUAAAAAUUUCGCGAAUUAUUUGCAUAAGAAAUUCCAAAAACGCAAAUUGCUAACUGUACUCAAGCCAGAUAUCAAAAGCAGUGCGUACGCUUUAAAUCAUGACGCACCGCUUUAAAAAUCUAAAUUGCACGCACCUACCGUAAUGCCUGUUGUUUUUUCAUGAUAUUUCAGAUACUCAAGUAAACAAAAAUAAUAUAAUUUUAUUUUUUUUAAUUAUCGUGAUAGUAUUUGUAUUGAUAACUUUUUAACAGCAUUUUCCGUUAGUUAAUUAAUAUUUAUAUCAUCUGUUCCAAUCCAUUGUACGAGAAAAGUAAACAAACCGUUUCGGUUAAAAUUUCAAAGCAAUCACUCAAUAAAUGGAAUUAGUAACACUAUCACGUAUAUUUUGAAGACUUCCACUUGAUAUCUCAAUGUUUUUCCAAUAUGUUCAUGUGAAUAACAUCUUAAAAUCGUGUUUGAAAAAUUUUUGUCAAAAAUCGAGUGCAAAAACUGUUAACAACCAGUACUUUGUUGUAAAUCGAGUUUUGUUUAAAUUUUAUUAUAUUAUUACAAAAUGUUUAUUCCUAUCUGAUCUAGACGAUUCGAUUAGCCUUUCUAUUGAAUCGACUUGCUUGAAAAUUGCGUUGAAAUAAAUCAAUACAAAAAUUGUUAGAUUCUUGAUGAAUGAUGACUUGAAUCGAUCUUCAUAAAAAUCGAAUCGUAAUGUUCCAUCCUUAGUUGUCAAAAUCCACAGGAUUGAAGGUAGUUAUUAUGUGGAGUUGCCUCUUUUAUUUACUUUUCCCGUAAAAUGAUUGAUAAGAAGUAUAGUUAUGACAUUUUACUUGUUUAUGUUUGUGUGACGUCAUCGAGUAUAUAACCAGAAAUAGAGACGAAAUGUCAUUUCAUUUGUUUGAAAACUAUUCUGCCAUAUCAUUACUGCGACAACUGCGCUCCGAUUGGCCAGCCCGAGUUCGAAACAAUUGAUGG